This is a messenger RNA of Podarcis muralis (Common wall lizard), 9951 nucleotides long. NCBI's taxonomy places the organism in Eukaryota, Metazoa, Chordata, Lepidosauria, Squamata, Lacertidae. The record is from RefSeq and is a predicted model, not a curated record.
GUGGCGCGCUGUGAGAGACUUGAGGAGAGCUGGGCUCACGUUCACACAAGCUUGCCGAGGUCGUUGUGAGGAGUUCCUUGGAAUUUGGACUGGUGGCAAAAACCUGCCAACCCCAGCCCGAGCCCGAUGGCAUCUCAAGGCUCAUGACAGAUAUUCAGUCCCGAAACAUUGUUUUCAGUGCUGUAUGACAAACUUGCUGCCGCUUACAAGUCUUAGGAGCAAGUGAAAGACUAUCUACUCCCAUAUGAGCCUGUAUCAGAUGCCCUGUUCUAGGUACCACCUUCUGGGUCGCAAGCCUUCUGAGUCCCUCCCUGGGGUCUGAUUCUGUGCCCCCAUCUUCCUUCCCAUACAACUCUGGAACCUCCUGAGGACCAGGCGAGGUCUGGCUCAACCUACUCCCUGGGUUCAUCCGAGUCCAACUCCUCGAGCAUCAUCCUGAUCUGACCAGCCUCUCCAGGACAUUCUCAUGAGGCUCAUGGCAACUACCCACUCUAGAUUUUAUAUUAGCAUAAUUUUAGUUAGGGCUGUCAGGGGUCUGGUCCAAGUCCAGUUAAAAGAUAAAGAACCCUAAGCAAGCAGGAGCCUAGAAUUUGUCCACCAACAGUUAAGCGGCUGGAGAGCAGACCAACCAGGGGCACACUGGUCACUGUCUUCUGCACUAUGGUUGAAAUCACAGAGUUGCAUCAACUUCGGUGAGCUUAUAGAAAACCAAACUACAGUUUCUGUGAUUUGAUCUCUUUGUGUCAAAUGUUCAUCUCUCCAUCAACAACAAUGAGUUCAACAACACAACCAGAUGGAGUUUCGGGACGUGACCAGCUCUUGGCUCAGCAAAGAAUGCACAGCAUGAUCAGCUCAGUGGAUGUGAAGUCAGAAGUUCCUGUGGGAUUAGAACCUAUCACGCCAUUAGACCUGCAGACAGAUCUCAGGAUGAUGGUUCCCAUGGUGGACCCAAUGAUACGUGAAAAGCAGCUACAGCAGGAACUGCUCCUGAUCCAGCAGCAGCAGCAAAUUCAGAAGCAGCUCCUUAUAGCAGAAUUUCAGAAGCAGCACGAGAACCUGACGCGACAGCACCAAGCUCAGAUCCAGGAACACAUAAAGUUACAACAGGAACUCUUAGCCAUCAAGCAACAGCAAGAACUCAUUGAGAAAGAGCAGAAACUGGAGCAACAAAGGCAAGAACAGGAACUGGAAAGGCACCACAGGGAGCAGCUUCCUCCAAUCAGAAGCAAAGAAAGAAGCCGCGAAAGAGCAGUGGCCAGUACAGAAGUGAAGCAGAAACUUCAAGAGUUUCUAUUGAGCAAAUCUGCAACGAAAGACUCUCCAGCCAAUGGGAAGAACCAUUCCGUUAGCCGGCACCCCAAGCUCUGGUACACGGCUGCCCACCAUACCUCUUUGGAUCAAAGUUCUCCUCCCCUUAGUGGAACGUCCCCUUCCUACAAAUACACGUUACCAGGAGCACAAGAGGCCAAGGAUGAUUUCCCGCUUCGGAAAACCGCCUCCGAGCCCAACUUAAAAGUUCGCUCCAGAUUAAAACAAAAGGUGACGGAAAGGAGAAGCAGCCCUUUACUCAGGAGAAAGGAUGGAACUGCCGUCUGCUCCUUCAAGAAAAGAUUGUUUGAGGUGACAGAAUCAUCGGUCAGUAGCAGUUCACCAGUUUCAGGUCCCAGUUCACCAAGUAAUGCCCCUGCUGGGAAUACAGAGAACGACACCUCGGUGUUGCCAAUGAAUUCCCAAGCUGAGCAUUUGGUUCCACCACAACACAUUUGCAUCAGUGAAGAAUCAAUGAACCUUUUGAGUCUCUACACAUCCCCUUCUUUGCCCAACAUCACUCUGGGACUUCCAGCCGUGCAACCACAACUCAGUGCAUCAGCGCCAUUCAAAGAAAAACAGAAGUGUGAGACCCAGACAAUCAGGCAAGGAGUAGUUUUGCCAGGACAGUACAGAGGAAGCAUCUCUUCACCUUCUGCCCCUCAGCCAAUUGUCCUAGAAGGAAAGCCUAACAGUAGCCACCAAGCUCUCCUCCAGCAUUUAUUACUGAAGGAACAAAUGAGGCAGCAGAAACUCCUGGCUCCAGGAGGGGUGCCUCUUCAUCCUCAGUCUCCACUGGCAACAAAAGAAAGAGUCUCACCUGGCUUAAGAGUUGCACAUAAGUUACCUAGACACAGGCCACUAAAUCGGACCCAAUCCGCUCCGCUUCCUCAGAGCACCUUGGCACAACUUGUUAUUCAGCAACAGCAUCAGCAAUUUCUGGAGAAGCAAAAACAGUAUCAGCAACAGAUCCACAUGAACAAAAUACUUUCUAAAUCUAUUGAACAGUUAAAACAGCCCGGCAGCCUCGAAGAAGCCGAGGAAGAGCUUCAUGGAGAACAUUUGAUGCAGGAAGAAAGAGCGCCCUCUCUUGGUAGCAGCAUUAGGGAUGACAGCAGUAGCAUUUCUUCGGACAACAGACUGGGGCAGCCUUUAGGGGCUGUGAAGGUGAAAGAGGAACCACGGGACAGUGAUGAUGAUAUUCAAAGUCAGCAAGUGGAAUCUGGGGAGAAAGCUGCUUUUGUGCAACAGCAGAUCCUGGAGCGUCGGCGAAUCCAGCAGUUGCAAAUGUACCGGGCUCAGAUGGCUGCAGUUGGCAUGGCGCAAUUGGACAGACGCCAGCCCAUUGCCAGGACACAGUCUUCCCCAGCGACUCCUGCAUUACCUCACCCAGCGGCGGAUCAGCCUGUAGCUCAUAGCUUCAUGACUGGUGUUGCGUACGACACGCUAAUGUUGAAGCACCAGUGCAUGUGUGGAAAUUACAGCAACCACCCUGAGCACGCUGGAAGAAUACAAAGCAUCUGGUCGAGGCUGCAAGAAAGUGGCUUGCUAAACAAGUGUGAGCGGAUCCGAGGUCGAAAAGCCAGUCUGGAAGAAAUACAGCUGGUUCACUCUGAACAUCAUUCACUGCUGUAUGGCACCAGCCCCCUGAACAGACAGAAGCUGGACCCCAGGAAAAUCCUAGGCAGUGUGCCUCAGAAACUAUUUUCGUUGUUGCCCUGCGGAGGCCUUGGGGUGGACAGUGACACCAUUUGGAAUGAGCUGCAUUCGUCCGGUGCUGCACGCAUGGCUGUUGGCUGUGUCAUCGAAUUGGCUUCCAAAGUGGUCUCAGGAGAGCUGAAGAAUGGUUUUGCUGUUGUAAGGCCCCCAGGCCAUCAUGCUGAAGAAUCAACAGCCAUGGGGUUCUGCUUUUUUAAUUCGGUUGCAAUUACUGCCAAAUACUUGAGAGACAAGCUAAAUAUAGGCAAGAUAUUGAUUGUAGAUCUGGAUGUUCACCAUGGCAACGGUACACAGCAGGCUUUUUAUGCUGACCCCAGCAUCCUGUAUGUCUCUCUCCAUCGCUAUGAUGAAGGCAACUUCUUCCCUGGCAGCGGAGCCCCAAAUGAGGUUGGAAGUGGCCCUGGCGAAGGUUAUAAUAUAAAUAUUGCUUGGACAGGUGGCUUGGAUCCCCCCAUGGGAGACGCAGAGUACCUCACAGCAUACAGGACUGUGAUUAUGCCCAUCGCCUCUGAGUUCGAGCCCGACUUUGUCUUAGUAUCGGCUGGCUUUGAUGCCGUGGAAGGCCACGACCCUCCUCUAGGCGGGUACAAACUGACAGCUAAAUGUUUCGGUCACCUCAUCCAACAGUUGUUGACGCUCGCAGGUGGUCGCAUGGUACUGGUCUUGGAGGGAGGACAUGACCUUACUGCCAUCUGUGAUGCUUCAGAAGCCUGUCUAAAUGCCCUACUCGGAAAUGAGCUGGAGCCCCUGUCCGAGGACAUCCUCCACCGGACCCCAAACUUAAACGCCAUGGCUUCUUUGCAAAAGAUCACCAAAAUUCAUAGCAAGUACUGGAAGUCUGUGGAGCCUUACGUUGUGCCAGUUAGUUGUAAGCUGGCUGAGACUCAGAAACAAGAGACAGAGGAGACAGAGGCAGUCUCAGCUAUGGCCUUACUCUCGGUGGAUGUGGACCAGCCUUUCUCACAUGAACAUGCCAGAGCUGCCGGCGAGCCUAUGGAAGAAGAGCCAGCCUUGUGAAAUGCCAAGUUCUCUCUGAUAUUUCCUGUGUGUGACAUCAUUGUGUAUUUCCCCCUCCUCUUACCCCAAAAAAGCACCCUUAGACAUGUCUUGUCUGCUGCUUGGGUGGCAGAGAUCAGAUGGAGCAUAAACACUGGGCACAGAAUUCUGAACAGCAGCUUCACUUGUUCGUUGGAUGGACUUAAAAGGCUCUUCCGAGACUCCUUCGAUGUAACCGCUGCCAUUCUAAAGUUACAGGGAACCAGAGCUUGCAAAGCGAGCCUGAGCCUAGAGCCUGCUUUCGUGUGCUGUGUGAUCCACUUGCCGACCUAAAUGGUAGAAUAGAAACAUUAAAGCAAUUCUACAUUCUCAGCUAUGGUUGCCGAGGGAAAUUGAAAGCAGCCUGAGAAACAUCAAGGGGAGGAACAAAAUAGUGUCACAAAUCCCACCGCUUCUGACAUUUUGAACAUGUCUUACUGGAUCGGGUUUUGUUUUUCUUUGCAUUGUCAAAAGAGUCGAUAGGAUUGGUUUAAUGCUCCCGGUGCAAUGAAACAGUGGGCCGUUCCUCUGUAGUGCCAUUUUUGAAAUGCUGAGUCAGGAGGACUCAGCCGAAAGAGAGCUCUGCUCCACUGCUUUUCAGCUGUCCCCUAAUGAAAUGUGCAACAUUGCUCUUUUAAGUUAGCCCCAUUCCUCUCUUUUUGAGGGGGUUAUUUUGCUUUCUGUUCUCUCACUUUUCAUGUGGCAUUUUAUAAACCCGUGCAACAAAACGCUCUCCGCAAGGAGACAGAGAGAGAGAGAGAGCGGUGGUUUGACUCUGGGAGAAUGCUGCUCAGUUUGGAGCUGAUAUCAGCUAGUCAGUAUAUGAUUGCAAGAUAUUCCAGUUAGCUCACACACAAAAAUCCCCUGCCUUUACCUUGCUUUAAGCUGUUGCUCUGCUCCAGCUUCAAGGCAAGCAAGCAGAAGGGACCUUCCUGCAUUUCCCUCAAGGUUUGGUUGCUUCCGCAGAUUCCUUGUUUUUAAACCUGACCAGUGCAUCAGAUGUUCUUUUCUUUUUGAGGCUUUUCAAGGGUUGGAUCCUAGUUCUAAAACAACAACAACCCAAGAGGUGUCUCCUGUUAUUUAUUUUUCUCCUUCCAGUAUAGUGAGUAACUGUGGAUGCAUGACGAACUGUGCCUUUUGCUGAUAAUGAAAGUUUAAAACUCUCACACAUGUUGCCUUAUUGUCACAGAAAGGGAAAUAGCACUUAUUCAGAAUCGGAGAAUUUUUAAGGGAUGCAAAUAGUGAUAGAGGAGUUACAGUAGCUGUUUGUACCCUCUCCCCCCGACACACACACACACACACACACACACACACACACACACAUCCCUAAAGAACACAGUGCAUUAUUCUCUACCUUCCAUCAUUCCAUUUUGCAGUCUCCGAUAGCCUCCCUUUGUUUGAACGGCAAGUGAUGCUCUUCUUUUUUAUAUUUUCCAAGCUCAAAGGAUACAUUAAAGCCAUAAAUGAACACUGUCAUGCUUUUUAUUCAGAAAUCUGAAAGGGACCUUAAUUAGAACAAGAUUUUAGGGAAAGCUGUGGUAUGAAAGAUAUGGAACAAAUGUGGUUUGAGUUACAGCAGACUCAAACCUGUAAAUCAAAGAUGAAAGAUUUCACUCAAAUGGAAUUAUAUAAUUAUCUUUUGUUAUAUAGACGGCCUGCAUUCUCUCCCCACCUUCACCCCCGCAAUGUGUUUAGGUUUGUUUACAAUUAACAUUUUAAUUUGAAAGACUGUUUCCUUCUUAUAUGGAAACUGUUUGAUAUAACUUGGAAAUUUGAGGCGGUGCUUGAAAUAGGAAGUUGGAGGAGAAUUCAGCCCAGCUGAACAUGCCUUUAUGAAAGUGUUAUGAUAAGAUGGGCAUUUACAACUAAUUAUUUGAAAAAUCAAACCCUCCUCAAAGCUUUAUCAUCCAACUCCAGUUUUCCUGACUAUUGCAAGUAAUCUGAAGAACUUUAAACUAUCUGGAAAUGGAUACUGACUCUAGUGCUUUGAUUCCAAUAGGAUUACAUUUGUAAGGCAAUAUGUUCUAACUGCUUCUCUGAAUGAUCGUACUUGACAAAUUACUCCAAUUGUCUAAUAGUCGUCCUAUAAACAAUGCUUCAUGAAAAAUCAACCACCAUGCCUAAUGGUGUUUAUUAUUUGACUUUCAUGGUUUAAACUUGUGGCAUCAUAUUUUACACGGAAGUGCUGCAAACCUCCACUUAAUAGUUAUUCAAAUCCAUUCUUUUCCUUUUGAAGCCUCAUCUGAAAUUAAUGGAUAAAAUAGGAACAAUUAAGAUUUGCCCAUUUAGCUUUAAUUUUAUAGUGUGGAAAUGUGCCUGUUUUAGCUGCAGAGCACUCGGCUUAUUACAGAUACUUUGCGAAACUGUGCCAAAACAAAGCAGGAGUAAGUUCUGUUGAACGCAGGAGGAAUUCCUUCUGAGUAAACAUGCGUUUAUUAUCUGACUAUAAGCCAGACUCCUCUUUCGAUUUCACACAUGGCUGUGUGUAAUGCAUCCUCAUUUCGCCAUGCUAAAGCUAAGUUGAACAGCAACGUCAAAGCUACAGUCUAGGAACACUAGCUGCUGCAACACUGCUUCAGCUAAACAAGUUAAGAGCACAGGAAAGUGCCUUGUACUCUCUGUGUUAGCUCACCUAGCUCAGUAUUGUGUAAAAUGUCCUGGCAGGGGCUCACUAGGUCUUUAGGCAAAGGUCUUCCCCAGCCCUACCAGGUGAUGCUGUACCUGGGAGCUCCUGCAGGCAAAGCCGAGACUGAGCUACUGCCCUUCGGCUUGAUAUGGAUCAGGGAUUCAUGGUCAUCAAUCUGGGUUACUGGGAGCUCCAUGUGAUAUCAGGAUGUGCUUGCGAUAAGGAAACCGUUUAAAUACAGCAAGCAAAAGAAAACACCAGCCAACGAAUCCCCUCUUAUUAUUUUUGAAGCCCCAAACGUUGCACAUACAGAAAUGCUUUGGGCUGCCUCCAAGUUGUAUUCUGAACCUUUCAGAGGAGAAAAGUUCAUGCAUAUAGUUCAGGUGCCUGUCGAUAUGCUUGUGUGAUUUUGAAACCUUAUGGAGGCAUUGGAGAAUUCAAAGUAAUGGUUUGACUUCCAUGCAUAGGAUCAGGCUAUGUCCCUUUAAAACCAUGUUGGUCACAAGUAAGUCAGUUGCAAGGACAUAGCAAACUGGAUCAGUUCUAGGUGGGAGAGAGAGGGAUAUCGUUGUUGUCCCAUGAAUAAAUUACUGUAUGUGGUUCUAAGUUAGUCAGCUAUAACAGAGAAGCACUUUCAGACAAUGAAGAAAAGCAGUACAUAAGAAUGCAAAAUAUUGCACCAUUAAUUGCAAGAAGAAUAAAUGCCCAUAAUAAGUACAGAAGUUUUCACUUACACCAUACACUUAUGUGGGGGUUGUGUGUGUGUGUGUAAAACUCUCUUAAAGUACCGUACUGAUGCAACAUUAAGGCUGCAAAAUCCUAUCCAUGCUUACUAGGGAGUAAGUCCCCACAGAGGCAAGUCCCCACUGAAGUCAGUGGGGCUUGCUUCCGAAUAUACGUGCAUUUGAUUUGGCAGCAUAUUCUCCUAGGAAAGCACACAGAUAAUGCUUUUAAUUUUUCAAGGUCUUCCCAAUGGUAUUUAUUACAUUCCAGGCUGGCGUGCGCAUCUGCAGUAAGCGAGUGACACGCAGCCAGAUCCAAAUGUAGCUGACGCCAGCUAGAGCUUGGAGACAGACAACAGUUUUUUUAAAAAAAGGCAGUUGAAAGGAACUGUAGUGUGUCCACAGGUUUUUUUCAUUGUGCAGUUCCUUCUGAUCAAACAGCCUUUGCAGGUGUUUUCUUUUUGGGGGGAGGACCCCGAAAAGGGGGAACAAAAAGGAUGAGUGCACAGACCAUGAACAGUGAUCCCUAUUCAAACCACUUCCGACACACCUAUUGCAGACUUUCAAGACAGGAUCAAAACAGACGAGAGUGAUCUGGGUUCCCAUAGUUUUCAACUUAGAAGUAGUUACAGAGCUUCUCCUAGAAAUGGAGUUGGGACCACAGGGCUGGGUGUACUGCAUUAUAUUUCCCCACAUGUGAGUCCCAAUUGGAGAGGGUGGGGCACAGUUUUUAAGGCAGCUUGAAAGGGGCCUAGUUUAGAUUGGCGCAAGGUCAGGGAAAGAGUUAAGACCCCGCUCCCUCAGAUCCCCUCUGGCAAUCCAAUUUGGGGUGGUCCCACAGCUGUGCUUUGUUCAUAUUAAAACACCAGGAGAUCCAAUCACUGAUCCCCCACAUCUCAUCUGGUCUGGUCCUCAAGUGUCUCGUGAUAUUGACUGCGCUGCAGUGGAUAAGAUUCAUAUGAGUGAGUUAAACUUAAAUGUUUGAAUUCUGGAAGAGUUGAGUUUAAGAUGCAAAGCAGAAGUGACAAUUUAGAUACUUAGCAGCCCUUUCUAUCCCCGGAAUCUUUCCAUAGACUUUGAUGAACUUUUUAAAUCACUAUUUAAAAAAAGAAUAAUCCAUCUCUCUCAUUAUUUUUUCUGUUGCAAAGCUAUUUUAAAAUAUGAUGCCAUUAUUAUUAUUUUUAAAAUCAUCUGUUUACUAUAAGAUCACUUGAUAUGGAAAAGUAAAGUCAAUAUUGACUCCCUAGUUCACCCCCGCCUCCCACAACUUCCACUAUAAGGUAAACCUAGGUUGGGAGGGAGUAUAUUUUGCCUACUAUUCAAGGGCCAAAGCAGACGAGACUUUAAAAAUAACAGCCAUGGAGGCUCCCAAUCAGGGACAGGAACACAACACAUAGGUUUCUUCCUGCACAACAGACCCAAUUAAAAUCUCCCCCUUCCCUAAUGGUUAUUUUCCUUCAGAUUGAGGUUGCCAUUGACACCGGUGAAAGUUCCCUCCACACUAGGGAUGGAAGGAUCUGUCAGUGCUCUCCCACUGCUGUUCUAUUCUGGAAUUCCAGCUCCACAAAGCACCUUGGGUCACCCAAGGAACAAAAUCCUUAGGUGUCCCAAGUUGGUCUGUGGGGGUGAGGAAAGGGCCUGAUACUGGGACCACUUCAUUGUCAUUGUUGGUUCUCUCUGUUUCUCAUUUUUCAUGUCUUAUAUUCAGCUCUCCACAUUUUGCAACAACUUGUAUUUUUAAAAAACAACAAAACAAAACAAAAACACACAAAUCCUCAUGAAAAUUCAUCGGCGUUUUAGUGUGAAUGUCUCUUAACAAACACAUUUUUAUAUGCUGUAUUGACUAUUGCACACCCUUUUGCAAACAACCUCUCUGAUGUGUGUUUUUGAAUUCAUUUUUAUGCACACCUCCCCUAAAAUAAUCCAUUUUUGUAAGCAAUAUUUGGUUGGAGAAUUGCAUUGCAAAAUUCAGAUAAGUGUGAACUUGGAAGAAUAGUGGUCUUGUGGUUCUCAUACUGCUUUGGAAGUCAGCUGAAAUGCACACGGAAUCAAUUUUCUCCUCUAUCCCUACUCCCCACCCACACACUGCAGUCCCAGUCUUGGUCAGGCCCUACCACAGAUAUCAUUUUGUGAGUUAAAAAAAGCCAUGCAAAACUCAUAUGUGCAUUUAACACCUCAUCAGAUAAGGCACAAAGGCUUCACUGCCACUGGGAAUGUUUUAACUGAGCAAAGCUCAUCUAGGAUACUAUAAAAGGCACUAAAAGCAAUCAUCUUGGUAUGACAGGAGGAACCUGUGGAGCAUUAUUCUCAUUAUUAUUCCUGAUACGUUUUUGUAUCUGAGAGCAUCCAGUGAAUAACUGAAAGUCAUAUUGUGCUCCAAAUCUUUGUCUGUUGUAAAUAUGUAGGCUUUGGGAUUGCUUGAUGUAGUCUUCAAUCAGGCUGAAUGGGGGUGUGUGAGUUCCUUUGGUCUUGUGUUUUGUAUAAUUAUUUGGCUAUACUCUCAUUCUUGUGCGCAUUAAAAAAAACCCCUGUUUGAAAUAA